This is a messenger RNA of Vanderwaltozyma polyspora DSM 70294, 1989 nucleotides long. RefSeq names its product Lag2p (gene LAG2). NCBI's taxonomy places the organism in Eukaryota, Fungi, Ascomycota, Saccharomycetes, Saccharomycetales, Saccharomycetaceae. The transcript has a single exon. The record is from RefSeq and is a predicted model, not a curated record. The coding region runs from base 1 to 1989 and encodes 662 amino acids.
AUGGAUGUUAAGGAUGCUGUAUCAAAAUAUAAGGAGACCAAUGAUGUUGAUGUCAAGUAUAUGCUUUUAAGACAAGAUUUUAAGAUUGAGACAAUUCCAAAUGAUCUCGUACAUCUUUUAAAUCAAUUAUUGUUUCCUAUUCUAUUGAAUGAAACUGAUUUGGAAUUGAUUGAUUUGGUUUCAUCUGAGGUUUUUCCUGUGGUAAUUAAAAAAGGGUUACUAUUGACCAGUAUCAAUGGGAUGUAUAAUGCUAAUUUUAUGUUACAAUAUUUAAUCGAGCCAUUUUUAAGAGACAAUGAGUCUAGAAAUACUAUGAUGAUUACUACAUUACGCAAUAUAUUGAAAAAUAUUGAUUCAAAAAAGAUAAUUGUUGAUAAAUCUGGAGCAGAAGAGAUUAUUAGAUAUUUUAUUGAACACUUCAAUAAACACAACGAAUCUUAUUCAAGCAACAGGGUUAUGUAUUGGGAAACAUUGCUGCUUUUACUUCAAUUUUUUUAUGAUAGUGAACCUGAAUCUAAUGAAUUAAGUACAGAUAUCAUCAAAAGUGCAAUACUUUUUACAAACAAUGGUUUGUUAGAUAGUAGCAUCAAAGAUUGUUUGGUUUAUAUAACUAAAAAUACAUCAAAUAAUGAGCUUUCAAGAAUUGUCGAAAUUGCAAGUUUUGAUAUCAUUGAAAUUAUUUCUGUGGUAUGGAAUAAAUUCAACGUGGUAGUUGAAAAAUUGCUAGAUAGAAGAAUUAUCCCAAGCAUUAUUCGUUAUAAUGAAGAUAAUGAUAUAAGUGAUGAACUUAUUUUAACACAAUUAAAAACUUUAUCAAAUUUACAUAAAUUUUUUGAUACAAACAUAUUACUUUUGACACAAGAUGAAUCUGGUGGAAUAAUGACCAACUAUAAUAAUAAAAAUACGAAAUAUAUUAGUGACAUUCUACUAUCAAAACUACGAGAGGCAUUGAUGUCAUUAUUGCUGCUUGAAACUUCAAAAUUUGAUGUUCUUUGUGAACGAAAUGAAACUGAAUAUAGAAAAGGUUUUAUGGAAGAAGAUGAUAACAAUGACGAAAUGGAACUAGAUGAUGAUGCUGAUCAACAAGCGUAUUUGGAAGAAUUAGAGGAUGAUCAAGAUGAAGAGCCAUUCUUAGAGGAAGAAGGGAAUAUUGUUAAUAAUGAAGACAUUAAAAGUCGUACAAAUUUGAUUAUUAAUGAAACUUUAGAACUAUUACUAAAAUUAGGUGUAGAGAAUAUUAAUAAUUUUGAAAUUUUCGAAAUAAUGAAGAGAUUUAACAUAAAAUUACCUAAUGAUGAUGUUACUGACAACGAAAUGGAAUUUAAUGAGAAACUAAUAGCUAGCAUGGGUUUUGAAGAACUUUGUGAAAAUAGUAAACCAUUGGUUAAGGAACUGGGGGAAAGAAUCAAUGAAAAUAUCGAAGUUUCGAUUGAGUUAGAAAGAUGGAUUCAUACUAUUCGCGAUGUAGUAGUUAAACUUAAUAAUAACCGGAGUAAUUACCAAUAUGAACAACAAUGUGCUGAAAUUGAGAAUGGCAUAUGCUCAAUAUUGACACCAUUAUUAAAACCUAUCAAAACAUACAUUACUACGAUCAAAGUAGGGAAUAUGAAACAGAGUAUUGAUGAAGGCAUUACAAUUAGGACAUCGAUAUACGGAAUUGUUUCACAGUUAAAUGAUAUAGAAUAUUCGAGAGCAUGUGAGGUGAUAAUUGAAAUGAUACAAAAAGGACUAAAAGAACGAGAAAAUUAUGCAAUCAAUCAGCUAGCUAUGAAGACCUUAGAAAAGCAAUUGAGUUUACACCGUGAUGAUAUACAAGGCUUAAAUGAAGAUUGGUACCAAAACGUAUUAAUUCCGAAGGUUCAUAAUAGACUUCUUAAAUUGGAUGCAAUUAUAGGAACACAAGAAGAAGAUGAAGAAGAAUUAAAGGAUGAUACCGUAUUACAACAGAAAAUUCAGAUUAUUAAUCAAUUGAAGAGCUUGUUUGUUUAA